AUGAAAAAUACUGCCAUCCGCAACGGAAACGACCCGUGCCGACAGUAUGCUGAGGAGCUUACUGAGUCGUCGUUGAAAGGCAGCGCUAAUAAUAUAAAGAUGGGCUCCUGUAUCAAUCAGUGCAGUGACAGGAUAGUAGUCAACGUCAAGAAGGAUUUGGUUGAGAGAGAACUGGGCGGCGACAUCACUUCCCCGGAAGAAUGGAGCCAACAGUUGAAGCAAAUCCAGGAGCUCUACACCCGCGAGGUGGACAGAACAGAACAGGCACCGGAGGUGGACAAGCGGCUGCUGGGGCUAUGGGAAGCACGCCGCGGCCUCACCAAGCGCUGGAAGAAGCAGAGAAUGAACAAGGAGCUAAAGAAGAAGAUUGCGGAGAUAACCAAGAAGGCCGAGGAGUACGCGACGCAACUGGCCAGACAGGGGUGGCAGCAAUUCACCGACUCGCUAAACGGCGCCCUCAGCACGGCCAGGACGUGGCAGAUACUCCGAGGCCUACUGGACCCCAGCAAGAGCAAGCGAGAGAGCAGCAACUCGAUCCAGAGGCUGAUCCACCUAUUCCAAGGCACCGACGAGCAGCUGCUCGAGGAGGUCCGCAAGAAAUGCUACGGAACGGGAGAGCCGGAGGGAUACCGCGGUGAGUACCGAGGCGAAGACAACCCGGACAUAGACCGACCCAUCUCGAGGGAGGAGGUCGUUGAGGUCAUCAGAUCGGCCACCAAGAACACGGCGGCGGGAGCGGACAGAGUCCGGAACUCCCUCAUACGCAACCUGAGCGACGGAGCGAUAGACCAGCUCGUCAAGUACCUAAACACGCUGUGGCAAGAAGGGAAAGUUCCGGCGGAGUGGAAGCACGCCAUCGUCGUAAUGAUCCCCAAGCCCGGAAAGAAAAUCCAGAUUGAGAACCUGAGGCCCAUCUCGCUGACGUCGUGCCUAGGAAAACUCUACGAGAAAAUCGUCACCAAGCGCAUCCAGCGGCACCUAGAAAACGGAAGAUACUAUCCAAACUCGAUGUUUGGGUUCAGGGCCAACCUGUCGACGCAAGACGUUCUGCUGCAGCUCGAGAAGGAAAGGGCUCCCCUGCUGGCACAUGAACUGCAGCAGAAGGUGCCCGGACUGGCGUAUGCGGACAACAUGGUGCUGCUAGCGGACAAUCCAUGA
Molecule: messenger RNA, 1158 nt
Organism: Dermacentor andersoni
Lineage: Eukaryota; Metazoa; Arthropoda; Arachnida; Ixodida; Ixodidae
Source: RefSeq, a predicted model, not a curated record